AUGGCGGCAUCCUCAGGCACGCCGCCCCUCAAUGCCGUCUACUACCCCAGCUGGCGGAUCUACAAGGGCAUCGCCCCAUCACACCUGCAGCUCGACUACAUCAACCGGGUCUACUAUGCCUUUAUCCUCGCCAACGAGGACGGCACCCUGCGCUCCCUCGACACGCAUGCUGACCACGCCAUCGCCGUCGACGGCGCGAGCGGGUGCAUCACGGCCACCGCGCGGCUCAAGCACAUCUCCCCGCUGGGCCACGGCCUCCAGAUCCUCGCCUCCAUCGGCGGCGGGUCCGGCAGCGCGCCGUUCCCAGCGCUAGCCGCGAGCCCCGCGGCCCGCGAGACUUUUGCCCGCGAGUGCAGGCACUUUGUCGACGCGCACGGCUUCGACGGCGUCGACAUCGACUGGGAGCACCCGCAGGACAGCGCCGCGGGCGCCGACUACAUCGCUCUGCUGGCCACCCUGCGCCAGCACCUGCCCGCCCCACGGUACCUGCUCACCACCGCGCUGCCCGUGGGCCAGUGGGUGCUCCGGCACAUUGACCUCCGCGCCGCCGCGGGCUUGCUGGACAGCUUGAACUUGAUGGCGUACGACUUUACUGGGUCCUGGACAGAGGUGUGCGGGCAUCAGGCGCAGCUGCUCGCCCCCGGCGCGGGAGCGAUGGAGGACUGCCACCCUGUGCUGAGGAAGUCCGCGCACGAGGGCGUCGAGUAUGUCGUGUCCCGCGGGUUUCCUAGGGACAAGAUCGUCCUGGGCGUGCCGGCCUAUGCGAGGAGCUUUGCUGGUGCGAGGGGCGCCGGGCAGCCGUUUGGGGGCGCGGAGGAGAUGGACUAUGUUGAUCUGCCGAGGGAGUGGAUACACCACGCGCAGAUCGACCAGAGGACAGGCGCCGCGUGGUAUGUUGAUGAUGACGGCAAUGGCGGCGGCAAGGGGUUUGUGAGCUUUGAUGUGCCAGAGACAGUCAGGCAGAAAGGUGCGUACGCGAGGACGCUUGGCCUGGGCGGGCUGUUCUACUGGACGGGCGCUGGUGAUAUCAACGGCCCUGAGAGUUUGGUCAAGGCUGGAUAUGAAGGUUUGAGACGGUGA
Messenger RNA from Microdochium trichocladiopsis, 1080 nucleotides. RefSeq names its product glycoside hydrolase superfamily. The transcript has a single exon. The record is from RefSeq and is a predicted model, not a curated record. Bases 1 to 1080 code for a protein of 359 amino acids. Gene Ontology annotation, cellular component: extracellular region. Gene Ontology annotation, biological process: chitin catabolic process; carbohydrate metabolic process. NCBI's taxonomy places the organism in Eukaryota, Fungi, Ascomycota, Sordariomycetes, Xylariales, Microdochiaceae. Gene Ontology annotation, molecular function: chitin binding; chitinase activity.